AUGCUUUCAUCGUUGCUGUUGGCCGCGGCAGGCUUGCUUGUCAAGCCUACGUAUAGCAUUUCUCUCGAGGUGUCUACGAGUGGUGGGAACAGCUCUGGUGCACUCCCGGUGGGAAUGAUGUUUGAGGACGUCAACCACGGAGGCGACGGAGGAAUCCACGGACAGCUUCUCGGGGACAAUGCAUUCCAGGGGACAAACGCGAGUCUGUUCCGAUACGCGUCUAUUGGCAACGCGACACUCUCGAUUGAUGACACGAACCCGUUGACUUCUGCAAUAGUACGGUCACUCAAGGUCGACGUGCCAGAGGACGCUUCUGGCGAGGUUGGCUUCUCGAAUGACGGCUUUUGGGGUAUCAAGCUCCCACAAGGCACAUAUUCGACCUUCUUCUGGAUGAGCGGUGAUUACGAGGGCGAUGUGACAGUGAAGCUGGUGCCAAAGACCGGCUCAGGUACAGAAUUUGGAUCUACUACCCUUGCAAUCAAGAAAUCUAGCAAAUGGACCAAGUAUGAGGCAAAGUUCGAUGUUAAGGCUGCUCCGAACGGAAACAACGUAUGGGCCUUGACGUUUGACGGCUCGAAGACUGCGGGCUCGACCUUGUAUUUUACGUUGAUGUCGCUCUAUCUGCCGACGUAUCUGGACAAGGAGAACGGUCUCAAGCCAGAGCUCGCACAGCCGCUUGCUGAUAUCAAAGGGCGGUUCCUAAGGUUUCCAGGAGGCAACAAUCUUGAAGGCGACACAAUCGAUGGACGGCUGAGAUGGAACCAGACCAUUGGCCCACUUGAGGAUCGGCCAGGUCGCCAAGAUGUCUGGAGUUAUGCCAAUACAGACGCCAUAGGCACGCUCGAAUACCUCGAGUGGGCAGAAUACAUGAAUCUUGAGCCCAUGAUGGACAUCUUCGCCGGCCUCGCACUAAAGGGCGAAACCGUCACAGGCGACGCACUAGAACCCUACAUCGAAGACGCCCUCGCCCAGAUCGAAUACGCAGUCGGCGACUCAAGCACGCACUGGGGCGCCAUCCGCGCCUCCCACGGCCGCACCGAGCCCUUCGCGCUCAAGUACGUCGAGAUCGGAAACGAAGACAACCUGUCCAACGGCUGCGCCAGCUACGUCGAGCGCUUCCAACGCUUCUACGACGCCAUCCACGCCGCGCACCCAUCCAUCACGCUCAUCGCCAGCACCGCAGACCUCAACUGCCUCCCCAAGGACCUGCCCGGAGACGCAUGGCUCGACUACCACCGCUACGACCGGCCCGACGCCUUUGUCGAGGCAUUCAGCUUCUUCGACAACAUCCCGCGCACAAACAAGUACAUAAUCAACGAAUUCGCCGCGAUAUACCACAACAACGGCACGCGCGCAACAUACCCAACAAUGCGGUCCGCCGUCGCAGAAGCAAUCUACAUGAUGGGCGCGCAGCGCAACUCAGACCUCGUCCAGGGCCUCGCCUACGCGCCCCUGAUCGCCCACCUCGCCGCCGUGGACCUCUACAACGCCUGGACGCCCUCGCUGCUCUCCUUCCGCAACGACCCCCCUGUCACCAUCCUAUCGACGAGCUACUUUGUCCAGCAGAUGUUUGCCCAGGCGAGUGACCCCACGGACAGGUAUGUGGAUGUUGUGGCGGAUGGGCCGCUUGGGCCGACGGUGUUUUGGGUUGCGUCUGUGUCGAGUGGUGGGCAGGGGGUGGUUAAGGGGGCGAAUUAUGCGGGGGUGGGGACGGCGUUGAGGGUGAGGUUUGCGGGAGGUGUGGAGGGGACGAAGAGGGCGAGGGUGGUGGUGUUGAGUGGUGAUGCGGAGGCGAGGAAUGAUGAGGUUGAUCCGGGGGCGGUGAGGCCGGUGGAGGGGGUGGUGGAGGAGGGGGCGGAGGGGUGGUUUGAGGUGGAGAUGCCGGCGUGGUCGGUGGUUGUGCUUGUUGCGGAGUGA
Molecule: messenger RNA, 1917 nt
Organism: Pseudovirgaria hyperparasitica
Lineage: Eukaryota; Fungi; Ascomycota; Dothideomycetes; Acrospermales; Acrospermaceae
Product: glycoside hydrolase
Exons: 9
Coding region: 1-1917 (638 amino acids)
Biological process (GO): L-arabinose metabolic process
Molecular function (GO): alpha-L-arabinofuranosidase activity
Source: RefSeq, a predicted model, not a curated record